Messenger RNA from Rhinocladiella mackenziei CBS 650.93, 1242 nucleotides. Its product is annotated as mitogen-activated protein kinase spm1. The record is from RefSeq and is a predicted model, not a curated record. Gene Ontology annotation, cellular component: nucleus; cytoplasm. The transcript has 5 exons. Gene Ontology annotation, molecular function: MAP kinase activity; ATP binding. Lineage: Eukaryota; Fungi; Ascomycota; Eurotiomycetes; Chaetothyriales; Herpotrichiellaceae. Bases 1 to 1242 code for a protein of 413 amino acids. Gene Ontology annotation, biological process: intracellular signal transduction; protein phosphorylation.
AUGGGAGAAUUAGCGGAGCGCAAGGUCUUUAAAGUCUUCAAUCAAGACUUUAUUGUUGAUGAGAGAUACACUGUGACAAAAGAGUUGGGUCAAGGUGCAUAUGGCAUCGUUUGCGCGGCAACCAAUUCCCAGACGGGCGAAGGGGUCGCAAUCAAAAAAAUUACCAAUGUCUUCAGCAAAAAGAUCCUCGCAAAGCGAGCGCUGCGUGAAAUCAAACUCUUGCAGCAUUUCCGUGGUCACAGAAACAUUACGUGUCUCUACGACAUGGACAUUCCCCGCCCCGACAACUUCAACGAAACCUAUCUUUACGAAGCAGAAUUGAUGGAGUGCGAUCUCGCGGCCAUUAUCCGAUCGGGUCAGCCACUUACGGAUGCCCAUUUCCAGUCUUUCAUUUACCAGAUUCUCUGUGGUCUCAAAUACAUUCAUUCCGCAAACGUCCUUCACCGAGACUUGAAGCCUGGAAAUUUGCUCGUCAACGCCGACUGUGAGCUCAAGAUCGCCGAUUUUGGUCUUGCAAGAGGAUUCUCUCAAGAUCCGGAGGAGAACGCCGGAUAUAUGACUGAAUAUGUGGCAACGCGAUGGUAUCGUGCUCCAGAGAUUAUGUUGAGCUUCCAAAGCUAUACCAAAGCUAUCGAUGUGUGGUCCGUUGGAUGUAUUUUGGCAGAAUUGCUCGGCGGCAGACCAUUCUUUAAAGGCCGCGACUAUGUCGAUCAGCUCAACCAGAUUCUACACUACCUGGGCACACCAAACGAGGAGACUUUGUCGAGAAUAGGAUCCCCCCGUGCUCAGGAGUAUGUCCGAAAUCUUCCUUACAUGCCAAAGAUUCCUUUCCAGCGACUGUUCCCACAGGCCAAUCCCGAUGCACUGGAUCUCCUGGACCGAAUGCUGGCAUUCGAUCCGUCAUCUCGUAUUUCGGUCGAAGAUGCUCUUGAGCAUCGAUAUCUUCACAUCUGGCAUGAUGCUUCCGACGAGCCUGCUUGUCCCAAGAUAUUCGACUUCGCUUUUGAGGUGGUGGACGAUGUACAAGAAAUGCGAAAGAUGAUUUUGGAUGAAGUGAUGAGAUUCCGACAUCAUGUACGCCACCAUCCGACUCAGACUCCCACCACCAACAUGGCUGUUCCGAUUCCUGAGAAUCCAAAUCAGUGGAGCCAUGAAGACCCAAGGCCACAGGAAGCCGGCGCUUUCGUUGGCAAUGAUCUGGAGCAUGAAUUGCAAGCGGGUUCAGACAUGAUGAGACGAUAG